GAGUGAUUGCUCUUUAUCCAGAGUCUCGACAAGAACAACUCCGGAUACCACGCCAAUACAGUGUCAAUUGUUCAAUAUCGGGGUGUAGAAUGAAGCCUUCUCAGCCAUUGAUGGCGCGAUUGCGCCUGACUACAAAGCAAGUCGGUCGAGGUUACUACAAAGGUAAUCGCACGGGCUCUAUGGGUUUUUUCCUGAAGACCAGCGCAUACAUUAUCGACCCCGGUAAAUUGCGAACAUAUGUCGUUCCCGAGAACUUAGAUGACUUUAAGCUCACUCCGUUCGUUACAAAAUCAUUCCUCCCAACACGAACAAAAUACACCACUGAAGAAGUCCGAAACGGCUUGACGAUAUCCAAGGACCGCGCAUUCAACGGAGAAGAUUAUUUGGAUCUGUGGGAGAAUCUCAAUCCUCGAGAACAUGAUGACUGGUCAAGCCAUUGGAAAUCGAAACGAAACAACCUCAAGGCUAAGGCCGAGGCCGACCUACAGGAGGUGAUUAAGCGGGAUGAGCAGAACAGGCGGAAGAAGAAGCUUAAGGGAGGGCGCACUCUAGUACAACUGAAGAAGCAAGGACUAUGAUUUGUGCAAUCUUGCUCUCGGCGAGUGGUGGAAGCGAAAGAGAUCGAUCUCAGAAGUCGUCUAUAACAUAUGCGGACAUCUAUAGCCCGCCCAGCGUACUGGCGGCAGCAGGAUUGGCGUUCAAGGUAUCCGGAAUUACAUUGGAAAUCGAUUAGAGCAUGUACAUUACACAAUCAGAAGAAUAAAUCAUUGAAACAUUCGGUGGCUCGUCUC
Talaromyces stipitatus ATCC 10500 is the source of this 791-nucleotide messenger RNA. RefSeq names its product MRP-L27 domain-containing protein. Gene Ontology annotation, molecular function: structural constituent of ribosome. The transcript has 2 exons. Gene Ontology annotation, cellular component: mitochondrial large ribosomal subunit. The coding region runs from base 90 to 578 and encodes 162 amino acids. Lineage: Eukaryota; Fungi; Ascomycota; Eurotiomycetes; Eurotiales; Trichocomaceae. Gene Ontology annotation, biological process: translation. The record is from RefSeq and is a predicted model, not a curated record.